AUGGGGACAGAGUGCAGUCGGCGGGGGUCCCUGGCGCUCACCCUCAACAUUGUAGCAUUUACGUGUGCCCUGUCAGCAGUGAGCACUAGCUUUUGGUGCGAGGGGACCAGGAAGGUGGUCAAGCCUUUCUGCACGGGGCCGGUGACGACCAGGCAGUCGUACUGCAUUCGCUUCAACAGCAGUAACAUCAAUGACAGCCGGCUGGUGCAGUACAUCUGGGAGUCGGGAGAAGAGAAGUUCCUGAUGAGGAAGUUCCACACCGGCAUCUUCUUCUCCUGUGAGCAGGCUGCUGACAUGAAUGGUAAAUAACGUUGCAGAAAUGUUGAAAUAGAACAUGCAACUAUGUUGGCCGCUCCGCAGCUGGUCCUGUGUGACCAUGCUCUCUAAACCUGAUGUGGUUUGGGUACAUUACAACAGGAAGUGAAGGAGGAAGUACA
Molecule: messenger RNA, 437 nt
Organism: Oncorhynchus kisutch (coho salmon)
Lineage: Eukaryota; Metazoa; Chordata; Actinopteri; Salmoniformes; Salmonidae
Product: germ cell-specific gene 1-like protein
Exons: 1
Coding region: 1-309 (102 amino acids)
Source: RefSeq, a predicted model, not a curated record